Messenger RNA from Stylophora pistillata, 4484 nucleotides. RefSeq lists its product as uncharacterized. Lineage: Eukaryota; Metazoa; Cnidaria; Anthozoa; Scleractinia; Pocilloporidae. Gene Ontology annotation, cellular component: membrane. Gene Ontology annotation, biological process: transmembrane transport; monoatomic cation transport. Gene Ontology annotation, molecular function: ATP hydrolysis activity; ATP binding; ATPase-coupled monoatomic cation transmembrane transporter activity. The record is from RefSeq and is a predicted model, not a curated record.
CUUCGUUGGGUAAAACCCUUCAUUAGUCUACGGUGGGUCCUGAGGGCGGACUAUCAGCCUUAUAAUACGGAUUCGUGCGUGACUGUCUUAUGAACGAGUUGACGAAGGUUUUUCUUUCUUUUGAAGUGAAGGAGAUCGUAUCGUUCUCACCUUAAAGGUAACAGAUUGUAUCAAAGUAUUUUGAAGCCAACAACGUGAAGGGUCAAGGAGUAUCUGAAGAAUAGACUAGCGAUGUGUCAAGAAUUUCACUGCAACUGUUGUUCGGAUGAAUUACCCGAAGACUCUUGCGAAUGCGGCGAUUGUUACCAUGGAGAUCAAAAUUUGGACGAUGCUUUUCCCUUCCUGAAAGAUGGUGAGAUUGCAACUAAGUGUAAUUCUGAGGCAAAAUGGCGUAGUAGUUUGAAUUCCAUAGAUCUAUAUCCGUCCAAAACUUGUGGUAACGAAGAAAAGAUGAGCAAGCCAUGCUGUGCUUCUGCAUCAGGACUAACUGAAAGCUGUUGUGAGGAUGGGAAAGAUUUGUAUGGAGAAGAAGUGGCAAGAAACCCGUGUACGUCUUCUUGUUCAAAACAGCCCAGGAGCUGCAGCGAUGACGAGAUGGAUUCUUGCAAUGAAGAAAGUCAGUGUAGUCCUUGGCCUUCUGCUUCAGCAACCAAGCAGUUAAGCGAUGAAGCAGCCGACUCUUGCCGAAGUAAGUGUUGCUCGGAUACUAUCAACGAGGGAAGAAGAGAUGAACCUGUCAAAGGCAGCUGCUGCUCUCAGGUGAAGUCACCACAAGAGAAAGAGGACACUUCAAGCGAAAAAACGUCAGGGCAACUAGCACAAACUAAUACCACUACUGAGAGGGAAAUCCCACAGAGAAAUUCAACUGAAUCCGGUGGGCCUUCGAGAAACCCCAGCCUUGAUUGUUGUGGAAGAACCGUUGAAGAUGACUGUGGGGAUUCUUGUCAAACGAGUGGCAACUGCACGGAUAAAGACAGUGGUAGACCGUCCAGUUCAGCGGGUGCGAGCUCCGUGUUAACUCGCUGCGAAACUGGUGGCCCCUGUCGAACUUCACGUGGUCAGGUGACAUGUCAGUUACGCAAUCCACGAUUGACUAUCACGUGUUCUCCGGUGGAAGACAAUUGCUGUCAGAGUCAAGCUUGUAAUGGUUUCACGCUGAAACCACGUGGGGACGAUUGCUGCCAAAAAUCCCAGCUUAAAUUGUCAGUUGAGCAACUUUGCGAUGGAAAUCGAUCUGUCAACAGGAUCUCAAUGACAGACCGCAGUGGUUUUUAUCCUAUCACCCCUCCCUUGUCACCAGGUAUUCAGGAACUCGACGACAGCUCGAAGAAGAAACCCGUGAUACGCCAAAGCACCACCAAACUACGAGUGCAGAACAUUUGCUGUGCAAUGGAAAGUGCACUCGUUCAAGAAUCCUUGGAACCAUUAGAAGGCGUGAAAUCGAUUGCAGUCAAUGUGAUCGGGAGAGUCGUGUAUGUCCGUCACGACCCGGAAGUGACGUCCGCUACCGAGCUUGUCAGUACACUCAACCGCAUGCAUUUGGGGGCUAGCAUCAUGGAGACUGGGUCCCGACAAUACGACGAAGAUAAUAAAAGUCUCCCGCCGUCCUUAUCGACUUUUCUGAUUUAUCUUUUGUUCCAAACCGUUCUCCUGAUGACAGGCGUUGUGGCGUUCUUCUGUGAUGCCUCCUGGUAUAAAUGGCCGGCCAUUGCGGAAAUUGUGUUCGGUAUAUUUCCAGUCCUCAAGAAAACGUAUGUUUCUAUCAAGACCUGUAGCGUCGACAUCAACAUUCUAAUGCUUAUCGCCAUAGGGGGAACGCUUGGUAUUGAGGAGUGGCUGGAGGGUGCCGCUGUAGUUUACGUAUUCUCGUUCGCCGAGGCCCUGCAAAAUUUUUGCAUGUACAAAGUCCAGCGGACAAUCUCUGGGCUCAUGCUCAAAGCACCACAGGCGGCGAUAUUAGCGAACACUGGCGAAUCUGUAUCGGUGGAAUCAGUUGCCAUAGGAACUGCCAUCGCCAUUAGGCCAGGAGAGCUUAUUCCUUUGGAUGGUGAAGUUGUAAAAGGACGAGCUGCUGUAGACGAAAGUUCGGUAUCUGGCGAAUCUGUGCCUGUCGAGAAGACUGUGGGAUCCAAAGUUUUCAGCGGAACAGUCAAUCAAAAUGGCUACUUGGAAGUGAAGACCACAUCAGACGCGUCAUCUUCUACAGUUUCUAGAGUUGCUCAGCUUGUUCAAGAAGCCCAGACUAGUUCAGCAAGAACCGAAGUCGCCAUAAACCGGUUUGCCAAGUAUUACACUCCAACUCUGGUCGUUGUUGCGACUCUGGUAUUUGUUAUUCCAGCCAUUCUCGGUGCUGCAGGCGUGGGAACCUACUCACAGGAGUUAAAGAAGUGGGGAGUACGGGCCCUUGUUCUUCUGGUCACAGCGUGCCCCUGCGCUCUUGUUAUGUCCACCCCUAUUGCUGUGAUCUGUAGCAUCACUGCUGCUGCGCGUAAAGGAGCUCUGAUUAAAGGUGGAGUUCACCUUGAAACCCUGGCUCAGUUGCAGGUUCUUGCGUUUGAUAAAACUGGAACAUUGACUGAAGGAAAGUUUCAAGUUGUUGAUAUAGAUUGCGUUUUUGGAGUGCGCGAACGAGCAGCCUUACGCUUAGCAGCUGCGCUCGAGAGCAAGUCCAGCCACCCACUUGCGGCAGCCAUUGUGAAGGAAUUUAGUGGUUGUGUUGCAGAAAUGGUCAAGUCUCGAUCUUCCAGCCUUCCUGAAGUGACACGCUUUAAACUUCACGAAGGACAAGGUGUUUCCGGUUAUGUCGAUGGUCAAUUUGUACAGAUCGGCAAUUAUGAAUUCCUUAAUAAUGUUGGCAACAAAGCACUGUAUAAGUGUAUGGAAGAAAAGUAUAUCACUUGGUGUAACGAGAGUAAAACUGUGAUCUUCGUGGCUGUGGAUGGUAAGUUGGCCAUGAUGAUUGCUCUUGCUGACACCAUCAGACCAAACAGUCUCAGUGCGUUGGACUGGCUACGAAAAGCUCGUGUCCAGACUGCCAUGAUCACCGGUGACAACUCUCGUACAGCCAUGGCCGUGAAGAGUAAAUUAGGCUUAGUCGAGUGCAUCGCCGACAUGAAACCUCAGGACAAAUUGUUGUGGAUCAAGGAAAGACAAGGUGGAACGCAAAGCGAGGAAUGCGAGAUGCAUGGCGAGGAUCAACAGGCUAGGGAAUGUGUGUUACCGUGUGCUUUUUGCUGUCCCCGUCGCCGCUACAACGUUGUCAAAUCAGGUAACAGCGACAAAAACAUAGUGGGUAUGGUCGGCGAUGGCGUCAAUGAUGGUCCAGCCCUGGCCGCAGCGAACAUUGGGAUUGCAAUGGGCGCUGGCGGAACGGCUUUAGCAGUGGAGGCGGCGGAUGUGGCCCUGAUGAGCAACAACUUAGCGAAAAUACCGGAACUGGUACUACUCGGCCGUUUCUGCAGUCGUGUUGUAGCAGAAAACAUCUCGUUCUCCAUAAUUCUGAAGUUGGCCAUCGUGAUCACUGCCCUGGCAGGGAAGGCUGCCUUGUGGAUGGCUGUUCUGGCAGACGUGCUCGGUUUGCUGUUCGUUAUUGUGAAUGGUUUGAGACCCCUAAGGUGGAAUGUUGUCAAGAAUGAAAUAGCGUUUCCUGCUAUCGCUCGGCCAUCCUAUUACUACGAAUCGUAUGUCUAGACGAGGACCUUCAAGGAAAAAUGUGAUGUGAUUUUUUUCUUUGGCAUUUAUGAUCCCCUAGUUUUUUUAAGUACUCAGGACAGAACAGAUUGUCAAUUGAUUGCAGUGGACAAAUUGAAAGAUCAAUGCCUUCAAUUUAUACAGACUGAAUUUUUCAAAUUAAGAUAUGAUUAACGUGAUCAAAUUUGUACGUUCGUAUAUUAUACGUUAAUUUCCUAUAUGAUCGAUGAUUGAUAAACACUACAUAACUAAAAAAUACAAGAACAAAAAGAAACGAAUUUUCAAACGUUAAAGAUUAUUGAAUGAGACUUAUUAUUAACUUCGCUCUUGCUAUGAUGAUCUCGUCAGGUUUGACACGCUCAAUAACUCCGUGAAAAACUUUAAAAAGAUUAUUCAAAUAAUGCAAUUAGUAGGUUUGAAAACUUUAAGAUAUUGCGUCUACCAAAGACAAUCAUAGAUUCAGUGGUUAGUACUGUCUUAAGGCAGUUUCUCAAUUUUUUGUUGUUAAUUCCUUCAUGAAUCGAUGCUAAAACGCAUUUUUGUAAGUUUCUUUAAGAAUGGUGUAGAACAAAUGCCUCAAUUUUGCUCAAUAAAUUCUGUUAUGGUCUUUCACAUUACUUACGUGAAGGCUUGCCAAAGCAACACGAAAGCGUUCUAGAAAAAGCAUAAUUUUACUUUUAUGCGUCAGUAACUCUUCACAAUCUAGAGUUACGAGUGCAAAAGCAUAAAAAGCAAAAUUCAGAGUAUUAAGUGUAUUUCGGUGGGAAAAAAUACAGUAACAUUGUUUUAUGGUU